UAGAAGUUUGACAUACACGUUAAAAAUAAAAAUAUAUUGCUAAAGUGUUAGAAUUCUCUCAAAAGUAAAUUAAAAGUAUUGAACGAAUUAAAGGGUAUACUAAGCUACAAAAUUACGGAAGGCUUGGAAAAGUACUUGUAAUGAGUUCCUUCGACCAUGCUAAUUAUUAAUGCAUAUAUGUGUCUUUCUUUUGCGCAUUAAUUUCUUUUAUAAUUAUUAAAUUCUAGGACUCCUUGAAUCUAAAAAUAGUUUAAAAGGUUGCGUGUACCACGGUUUUACUCAUACUUAAAAAAUGAAAGUGAUCCGAGACAAACACACUGAGAAAAUUUAGUUUAGAUCACUUUAUCAUAUAAUAAGUUAAAUAGAGUGAUGAGAUUUAUGCAACUUUACGAAUUUUAAGACAAGGUAUUCACAUUCGGAUUAUUUUUCACAUAUACUAAUUUACCAAUUAGAAUUUUAAAACGUGCUUUGGCAGUAUUUGUGAGCCAGGAAAAUGAGGAAAAAACAUCCACUUUAGAAACUACUUCAACUUCAUUUGAAAUUUGUAAUAUUGUUUGUGGUGUAUACGCAUCUGUGUAAAGAUAAUAAAAAUGGGCGAAGGGAGCAAGGUAUGUGUGACAGGAGGCACUGGUUACAUUGGUUCAUGGCUCAUCAAGAAGCUACUGGCCAAGGGUUAUACUGUUCAUGCAACUCUCAGAGAUUUCAAGAACGAGUCAAAGGUAGGGCUGUUAAAGAGCCUUCCUCAUGCAGAAGGCAAACUGGUUCUGUUUGAAGCUGAUAUUUACGACCCAAUUCAAUUUGAUCCUGCAAUUCAAGGAUGUGAGUGUGUGUUUCAUGUUGCUACUCCCUUCAUCCACGAACCAGGUUCAUCUCAGCAGUACAGGGAUAUUACGGAAGCAGCAGUUGCAGGUGCGAAAAGCAUUGCCCUGUCAUGUGUGAGAUCAGGGACGGUGAAGCGUAUGAUCUACACUGCUUCUGUUGUAUCAGCCUCUCCGCUGAAAGAAGAUGGGAGUGAUUUCAAAGAUGUAAUGGAUGAAACUUGCUGGACUCCUCUCAAUGAUUCCUUGGACUAUGUAUUCCCUGAUCCUUAUUACAAGGACUAUGCUUAUUCAAAAACGCUGUCUGAGAAACAUCUGUUGAGCUAUGGGAAUGAUGAAAAUGGUGGAAGAAAAUUGGAGGUAGUAACUCUCCCUUGCGGACUAGUGGGAGGUGACACCCUCGUAUCUUCCACACUCGGUAGCAGGGUAGUUUGUAUUGCACAGAUCGUGCAAAAUAAAAUAGCCUACACAGCACUCAAGUUCCUAGAGGGAUUACUGGGUAAAAUUCCUCUUGCACACAUUGAUGAUGUAUGUGAAGCUCAUAUUUUCUGCAUGGAAAGCACCUCCAUCAGUGGAAGAUUCUUGUGUGCCAGUUCUUACAUUUCUUUACAAGAGAUGGCUAACCAUUACGCUCGUUAUUAUCCAGAAUUCAAUGUGAAACAAGAAGAUGAAAAUGGGCAGAGGAAGCAUAUCAAGUGGACCUCAACAAAGCUGUGUGACAAAGGAUUUGUUUUCAAAUAUGAUGCGAAGAUGAUAUUGUAUGAUUGUAUCAAAUGUGCAAGAAGGAUGGGUGAACUCUAGUCUCCAUCUUGUGCUGUAUCUGCUUGUAAUACAGAAAAUACCAGACAUCUGCGUCUCUUAUUACUGUUUCAUUUUUCUUUUUUAUUAAAAAUUAAUCUGAGUUUCAGAUCAACUAAAAAAGCGUAUUAUUGGAUUAUGAGAGUUACGAAGUUGAAAGGGAUUUGGAUGUAAUGUAUUGUCUAAAUUUCAUAUGGAAUAGUAUAAGAAGUUGUCUUGGUUAACAAAACUACUAGCUAUUAAAACUGGUUCUCUGCGAUUUUCAGAAAGAAAUAACUAAGAAGGGUUCUUCCCAACAAGAAAGUUGUGUACUGUCUAUAUUAUGAGCCUUAGAUGCGGAGAAGUUAGUCAUGAAUUGAAACUGUCAUAUGAAGAUCAGAUUGUUUGAAUUUUAAAUCUAUAUUUUAAAUCUAUAUUUUACGUCAAAUUUACAAACAAAAACGUACGCCCUCCAAUCUUCACCAGACAGUAAUGAUUGAUUGAAUUCCCUUACUGCCAGGC
Messenger RNA from Vigna umbellata (rice bean), 2117 nucleotides. Its product is annotated as NADPH HC-toxin reductase 1-like. Gene Ontology annotation, molecular function: oxidoreductase activity, acting on the CH-OH group of donors, NAD or NADP as acceptor. NCBI's taxonomy places the organism in Eukaryota, Viridiplantae, Streptophyta, Magnoliopsida, Fabales, Fabaceae. The record is from RefSeq and is a predicted model, not a curated record.